Molecule: messenger RNA, 942 nt
Organism: Globicephala melas (long-finned pilot whale)
Lineage: Eukaryota; Metazoa; Chordata; Mammalia; Artiodactyla; Delphinidae
Source: RefSeq, a predicted model, not a curated record
AUGGCAUCUUCCAUGAAGAGCUUGUUUUCUGACCAUAGCAGAUAUGUUGAAUCUUUCCGGAGGUUUCUCAACAAUUCCACGGGGCAUCAGAAUGCUGAUAUUGCAUGGUGCUAUUGCAUGCAGCAAUUCAUGGACGAGAAGCUGCCGGGCAUAAUAGCAAGGAUUGGAGACACAAAAUCUGAAAUUAAGAUUCUAAGCAUUGGUGGAGGUGCAGGUGAAAUUGAUCUUCAUAGCCUCUCCAAAGUGCAGGCUCAAUACCCAGGAGUUAGUAUCAACAAUGAAGUUGUUGAACCAAGGGCUGAACAAAUCACCAAGUACAAAGAGCUUGUAGCCAAGACAUCAAACCUCGAGAACAUAAAGUUUACUUGGCAUAAGGAGACAUCACCUGAAUAUCAAAAUAGAAUGAUGGAGAAAAAAGAACUUCAGAAGUGGGACUUUAUUCAUAUGAUUCAGAUGCUGUAUUAUGUAAAAGACAUCCCAGCCACCCUGAAAUUCUUCCAUAGUCUCUUAGCUACCAGUGCUAAGAUUCUCAUUACUCUUGUGUCCAGAACCAGUGGCUGGGACAAGCUAUGGAAAAAGUAUGGAUCUCACUUACCCCGGGAUGACCUCUGCCAGUAUGUCACGUCAUCUGACCUCGUGCAGAUGCUGGACAAGUUGGGGAUUAAGUAUGAGUGUUAUGACCUUCUGUCCACCAUGGACAUAGCUGACUGUUUUAAUGACAGCAAUGAAAAUGAAGACCUGCUUUGGGAUUUUUUGACAGAAACCUGCAACUUUAGUACAACAGCACCACCUGAUCUCAAAGCAGAAAUUAUGAAAGAUCUGCAAGACCCUGAAUUCAGUGUAAAGAAAGAGGGAAACGUUCUUUUCAAUAACAGUCUGAGUUUCAUAGUGGUUGAGGCAUAUACAUCCACCAUGAGAAUGUAUUCAAAUACUAUAGCUUGA